CUUCCUUAGCCUGAUCUCUCUCCCAUUUCUUUCCUUUUAUACGUUUAGGCUUUCUCUUAUCCAAUCCUUUUUCCUCUUGACUUUCUCCAACUUCCUCUCCCUCCCCUCAAUGCCAGAUAUGAAGGGAGAAGUCAUGUGGCCUCGAUUAGUGGCCAACAAAUUCCUCAGGAAGACAUUGGGAAGCAACAAUUUUGUCACAGAUUUUCCGGGCAACAUAGAAGGCAUCCUGGAAAUUCCAAGCUCAGACCAAACAUCUCCAAGACCUAAGACUAUCUUCAAUCAUCGCAACGACGUGCAUAAAGUUUUCGUUAGUACUUGGAACGUUGGUGGGAUUGCACCACACGAUGAUUUGAAUAUUGAGGAUUUGUUCGAUACAUGCAACAAUUCCUGUGACAUUUAUGUGAUUGGGUUUCAAGAAAUCGUGCCCCUAAGAGCAUCAAAUGUUCUAGGAUCAGAGAAGAGUAAAAUUUCUAUGAAAUGGAAUUCCUUAAUUAGAGAAGCUUUGAACAAGAAAAUACACAGCCGGGAACAUGACCAAUAUAAUCAUCUACAAGAAAGUGCAAAAAAUGCAAAAAAUGGAAAGUCCAUUGAAAGCAGCAUUCCUCAAGAUUAUCAGUGUAUCAUAAGUAAGCAAAUGGUUGGGAUAAUGAUAUCGGUUUGGGUUCGAAACAAUCUCCGUCCUUUCAUCAAGCAUCCAAGCGUCUCAUGUGUAGGUUGUGGCAUCAUGAGCUGCCUAGGAAACAAGGGGGCAGUGUCUGUUAGAUUUCAGUUGCAUGGAACAAACCUAUGCUUUGUGUGCUGUCAUCUAGCUUCAGGAGGUAGAGAAGGGGAUGAGAAGUAUAGAAACUCCGACGUAGCUGAAAUAUUUUCUCGGACAAGUUUUCCUAGACGCCCUUUACUUGAUUUGCCGCGAAAGAUUCUUGAUCAUGACCAAGUUAUCUUUCUUGGGGACUUAAAUUAUAGAAUUUCCCUACCAGAAGGAACAACACGAUUAUUAACAAAUAGAGGAGAGUGGAAUGCAUUACAAGAAAACGAUCAGCUAAGGAUGGAGCUUAGGGAUGGUCAAAUAUUCCAAGGUUGGCAAGAAGGAAUAAUCAAAUUUGCUCCCACUUACAAAUAUUAUCCGAAUUCUGAUUCAUAUUAUGGAUGUCUUGAAGAUAUAAAGGGUGAAAAAAGACGCGCUCCUGCAUGGUGCGAUCGGGUAAUUUGGUAUGGAAAGGGUUUAAAGCAGCAUAAAUACUAUAGAAGUGAACUAAAGUUGUCAGAUCAUAGACCUGUCAAAGCAAUAUUUACAGCAGAAGUUGGGGUUACACAAACGUUGAAAGGAUUUCAAAGUUUUUUCCGAUCCGACAGGUUUGAGCGAAUUACAAGCCACUUUGAGUUAUCUGCCUCCACUGAUGAUAUUCUAUGUAAAGGUAGCACUUCCUCCAGAACGUUCCAAUUGCCGCAGAACCACACCCUCCCUCUUUCCCAUCUCAACAUCGACCCCAACCUCCACGUCACCUUCUGUUACCUCCGCACCUACCUUAACACCGCCACCAUUGCUGCUGCCGCUAACAACCCUUUCCAAGUCAUUUCCACCGCACUCUCCACCACACUCUCCGCCACUCUCAUCCACUACUACCCUCUUGCCACCAUUCUCCACCAAAACCACCUCUUUUGUAGUAUUAAAAACCUAAUCGUGCCACUUACCCACACCACCGUGGAUGACACCACUCUUGACUCUCUCAACUAUCUCGACGACAACCUAGAUACCCACUUUCUCAGGCAGUUGGUGCCCGACCUGAAUCAAGAAGAGAGGCUUGUAAACCCGUGUGUGCUACAAGUCACGGUGUUCAAGUGUGGUGGGUUUACUCUCAGGGCUGCAAUACACCACUCGCUGUGUGAUGUAGUCGACGUAACUCAAUUCUUCAACGUUAUGGCUGAGUUGGCUCGUGGGGCAACUCGGGUUUCGGUUAAACCGGUGUAG
This is a messenger RNA of Quercus lobata, 1969 nucleotides long. Its product is annotated as DNAse I-like superfamily protein. Gene Ontology annotation, biological process: phosphatidylinositol dephosphorylation. The transcript has 10 exons. Lineage: Eukaryota; Viridiplantae; Streptophyta; Magnoliopsida; Fagales; Fagaceae. Gene Ontology annotation, molecular function: phosphatidylinositol-4,5-bisphosphate 5-phosphatase activity; inositol-polyphosphate 5-phosphatase activity; phosphatidylinositol-3,4,5-trisphosphate 5-phosphatase activity. The record is from RefSeq and is a predicted model, not a curated record. The coding region runs from base 110 to 1969 and encodes 619 amino acids.